Molecule: messenger RNA, 2016 nt
Organism: Adineta steineri
Lineage: Eukaryota; Metazoa; Rotifera; Eurotatoria; Adinetida; Adinetidae
Source: the annotation of a GenBank genome assembly
AUGACUGUAUCUUCAGACAGAUCCGGAAUAAAUGUACCUUGUGGUGAAAAUGUGACAAGCAUGCAUUUUGAUGAUGAUAGUUUGGUAAAAUUAAUUACAAAUGAAAUCAUCGAGAUUUUGCAAUUGGAUGAAGAUGAAAUAGGAUAUGCAGUUGUUAAGGAUUUGUUGGAAAAUGGUCGACAAUCAUUAGUCAAAUAUAAAGAUGACAUUAUACCCAAAGUAUAUAAUGAAGUUAUGAACGGUACUGAUACUCGAUUGAUGAGUUCAUUAAAAAAUUAUUUUCGACUAAACUGGGAAAUAUUAUAUGGUUCAGCACAUUCAUGGUUCAUUUCAUUUCUUCAACAGUAUGAAAAUGGAGAAAACCAUGAUAUAUAUGAAGUUGUUUUAACUCGUACAGCUGAAUAUGGAAAUAAAUAUAUGAACGAUUAUCCAUUAUUGUCAAUUAUUCUACAAUUUCUUUUCGAAAGUAUCGAUGAUGACUGUCUAGAGGGAAAAGAUAAUGUCUUCGAUGAUUUGUGGAUGACAAUAACUAAUGAUGGUUUACAAUUAAUAACAAAAUAUUCCGAGUAUAUUGUUAAAAAAGUAUUAAAUGAACAGUUAAAAACGGAUUCAGUACUAUUUAAAGUAUUACGCGAAUAUUAUCGUCCAAAUUGUUUUUUAUCUCUAACACAAAGUUCUAUUCCAAAUAAGGGAAAUAUAUACGAAUUAGCAUUAGAUGAUGUUAUUGAACAUGGGUGGUUAAGUAAUAUGAAAUCUAUUCAACAUGAUAUUACGCCAAGACGUUAUGAAACCUUAUUGAAAAACCUUCAUUCUUUUUAUAAGAAGCAAAAACUAUCUGAAAAUGAAGAUUCGAGUGGUUCAGUCGCUCCAGCAUUGAAGAUCGAUGUAAACGAUGUGCAGCAAGAAUCUUCAAUCGAAACGAGUGAAUCCAAUAUAAAUCAACUGGAAAUAAUAGAUGCAAAGCAAAAUGUAAUUUCAACGAAUGAACCAUUAGCAGAUACUACAACUGAUAUCGAUGUGUUGAAUCAUGCUACUACUACAAAUAUCGAGAAUAACAAUGCUCAAAAAGAUAAUCAAGAACAGGAAGAUAAUGAAUCGACUGUCUCAUAUGAUUCAAAGACUAAUUCGGACGGCACUGAUAACAUGUUCGAAUGUAGUAAAAAUGCUAUAUUCAUUAGUGGAUUACCGACGAAUAUGUCCAAGGAACGGCUGUUUGAUAAAGUUAAAGAUGUAUUUUCUACUUGUGGUAAUAUUACAACCUAUGGGAAAACAAACAGACCGGAUAUUCAGUUAUUUACGAAAAAAGACAAUAGAUCAAUACUUAUUGGCACAGCAAUGGUAAAAUUUGAAAAAGAAGAUUCGGUGAUGAAAGCAAUUGAAAAAUAUAAUAGAAAACAAGUACCAGCAUUAGAUAAUAAGCAAAUUAAUGUUAGAUUUGGCAGAGUGAAGCGUGAAAAGAUAGAAAUACUAUCGAAAUCAACAGAACCAAAACCAAAAGCUAAAGAUCAUUUUGAAAAAGAUCAAAAUACAGUUUAUACAGAAGUAUAUAAACAACAACAACCAAAACGUGAUCAAUCUGUCAGUUCAAAUGGUUCAUUAAAUAGAGCUACUGAUUCUGUUGAUACGCCAAUAUCCAGGAAGAGCGUGAUAUUUGUCACUGGUUUACCAACGAACAUGCUUGAACAACGUCUGUUCGAUACACUAUGGGAUGAAUUUUCCAAUGUUGGUUCAAUUAAAAUUAAUAGAAAAACCAGCAAACCGUGUAUAUGUUUAUUUAAGACAAAAGGUCUCAAGCCACAACUCACUGGCUCCGGAAUGAUCACAUUUGAAAACGAAGAAUCAGUUGAAAAGGCUACCAAGAUUUACAAUGCGAAACAAGUGUCUUUAUUAAAUAAUAAUCAAAUAACUGCCAAGCGAUUUAAAAUAGGACCUGCUAAACCAACACAAUCGUUUGAACCACGUUCGCAAUUACUUCUUCAACCACCGUCAGUGCAAAUGCCUCGAUCAGGUAGUUAG